ACGAGAGCACAUUAUUACAUUAUAGCAGAGAUUCACAAAACACAAAAAGUGACAGUAUGUCGCGCCAUUAUUUCUAAACAUUCUGCAGGACUUUCAAGUUUCACUUCCGUCUGCUGCGGCUGCAGGAGAGGAGCGUCACCCCUGCUGCCGAGCGGCUGACGCAUUUGCGCUCUGAUUGUUGUUUGCAUGUCCAAAAGUCAGGGUUGAUCAAACAUGCGGGGCUCGUUGAUACAAUCUGCCAGCUCUUUCCCAGUGUGACAGAGGACGGCAUCGCAUCUGAGGAGUGAUCUUGAACGGGAGACGACAAGGGGAAAAUAUUGACAGGUUUGAGACCAGUAGACCUCCUCACUGUUUGCCUUCAGUCUCUUGUUGGUCGGCACCCCCCAACCUGCUGUCCAGAUGGCCUCAGGGCGAGGAGACAUCCCAGCGCUCGAGUCUGGCAUGUCUGCCAUGUCUGCUGGCUUCUGUGGUUCCUUAGCACAUCCCAUCGGAAUAGUCCGACGCAAUAUCAGCUAUGAUGAGCACAUGGAUGCCCCUAUCAAUUCACCACCUCCAGACAUGAAUGUCAACAUCUUGUGGAAAGAUCCUGUCAUUCCACAGCACAGGUUCAGGGACGGUGCAGAGGACGGAGAGAAUGCCGGGCAGUUAUUGACAUUUGAGACGACGAUGCCACUCAAGCCCCCAGUGCCAAUAGUGAAAACCAAAGCCACAUCUUUAAUGAGCUCACUAAUGAUAAAGCACACCCAAGAGAACCUCCGGGAGUUUGAGCACCAGGCAGGACUGACAGAUGCUGUUUAUUCACCGCACAAGGGCCUCUCAGCUGAGGAGACCCGCUUUCAUCGACUAGUUGAUGGCACAUUACCACAGAAGUUGAGAAUGCCAAGUGGGGAUUUCAAGGAGGACAGGCUUACAACAUCAGCACAAUCCACCCCAAGUGUCACCCCCUGCGUCACCCCCUGUGUGACUCCCUGUGUCACCCCCAGUGUCACCCCCUGCGUUAGUCCCCUCUCAUCACCAGCUCUUAAUCGCAGGAGCUGGUUACAGCUGAGUCCAGGACCUUUUCUUGCUGCACCAGAGUAUAACAGAGCUAACUCCAGCACAGACAUGGGAGGAAAUGAGGGUGGAGGUGGAGGAGGAUUAGACAGGUGGAGCUUCUUUGGAUCUCGGCCUGUGGUUCACAAGUCCCCCACUGACCCAGGCUCCGAAACCAGCACUGGCUUCUCACUGCAGUCCUACUUUGGACUUCAGAAGUCUUCUACCAUGGAUGGCACCAACACCCAAGUCAACCUAAAGGUGGAAGACCCUGCCAAAUUCAUGCCCCCCAAAAUUGAUAUCUCAGGCAUUGAAGCUAAGCAAGUUGCCCCACGUCCACACAAACUUAAACCCCGGGACAUGAAUGUUUUAACACCAUCGGGCUUUUGAAGUCAGACCAGCUCCUUCUGUGCCACAUCCGAGCUAGUUUUCUUUCUCCAUCUGACUGCUCAUAUGCUUUCCUGCUUUCCCGCUUUCUUCUGUCUCCUCUGCCUCCCUGCAAAUCCCCGGAGGCUGAGGGGAAUGAGGACCACCUACAGUAUUGGCUCAUCCGCCCCAGAAAUGUUACUGCCCCUCUCCCUUCCAACUCAUUGGUCCAAAUAAAAUAAGAGAAAAUUAUAAGUUGUUCAUUGAGGAUGCUUAAAUUUUUUUUUGUUUUGUUUUGCUUUUUUUGUGCAUCACUUAGUGGCUGCAUUGGUAUGCAUUGACUUAUCUGUACUUAUCCUUUGUCCGCAGUGGUGCGUGGUUGAAGUUGAAAUAUCUUGUCAGUACUUUGCAAAAGUUAACCACUAUAGCAAUGCCUGUAGUACUAAAACUGACCACCUAUUUCACUUCAUGAUGAUAAUUUUCUGUCGCAUUUGUAUUUUUUUUUUCUUCUUCUUCUUAAUAAGAUCACAUAAAUAUUGUUGAGUCGUGCUUUUCUUCUUCAGCAUGCAAAGCACAGAAUGAUGUGUGACUGAUAUUGUGCCUAAACUUGCAGGGUGUUUUUCCUUACGGCAUCAAAGUUUAGCUUUUUAUUUUGUGAAAGAACAUAUUUGAGUGAGUAUGAUUGCAGACCUGAAGUGAUGGUUUUUAAAACAAAAAAAAAGUUUUUUUUUCAUCUUGUCCUGCUUUAAAUUAACUUUUCUUCUAAAUAGGUAGUAUAUUUUGUUGAUUUUAUGACAUUUUUACAAAAGAAAUUGCAAUGAGUCAAUGCACAAAGAACAUUUAUGAAGCAUUCAAGAGGUCAUUCUUGAUUUUGUGGUUUUUGUGUCUUGAGAUCCCUUCUGGUUUGUUGGGAGAAAAGAUGAACACCACUAAUUGCACAUGGGAGUGACUCCCAAUGACAUCCGUUAAUAAAUCUGAUCAUAACAUAA
This is a messenger RNA of Cololabis saira (Pacific saury), 2387 nucleotides long. Its product is annotated as KIAA1191 ortholog. The transcript is spliced from 8 exons. The record is from RefSeq and is a predicted model, not a curated record. NCBI's taxonomy places the organism in Eukaryota, Metazoa, Chordata, Actinopteri, Beloniformes, Belonidae. Gene Ontology annotation, cellular component: cytoplasm. Bases 400 to 1422 code for a protein of 340 amino acids.